UUUCACAACUCGAAGUGGGUUGUUAACAAAUAAAAAAAAAAAAAAAAAAACCUCAUUUUUGCUGGUAAAAGAUUACAUUUAUUUUAUUGUUCUUUCAAUAUUUUGCUUGAACAUUGCCGGCAAAAAUGGAUCGUUCAAUUACCCCCCUUCUUUGUAUCUUCCUCCUCCUUUCCGCCUCCUCCGCCGCUGCCUUUAAUAUCACAAAAAUCCUGAGCCAAUAUCCUGAUUAUAGCAAUUUCAAUGACCUUCUUUCAAAAACUGGCUUAGCUAGUGAUAUAAACACAAAGGCAACAAUUACAGUCUUGGCAAUUCCAAAUGGUGCAAUUGGUGAUCUUACCUCGAAAUCAGAAAAUGUUGCCAAGAGGAUCUUGACAACACACGUCGUGUUGGAUUACUUUGACUCAAAGAAACUCGAGCAGAUGAAGGACAAGACAACCAAAUUGACAACAAUGUUUCAACAAUCAGGGAAUGCAGUACAGGACCAAGGAUUCUUGAAUGUCACUGCUAAAGACAACACCUUUGUGUUUGGCUCAGCGGUUAAAGGGGCUCAACUUAACUCCAGGCUCGAAAAAUCCGUAAUGUCUCAGCCUUACAACAUCUCAAUUCUUGGAAUUUCUCAGCCAAUUGUGACACCUGGUCUUGAUGCACCACUUGCACCAGCAUCAGCACCAGCUCCAAAGGCGAAUACGCCUAAGAGUUCACCACCUACAGCAGAGUCCCCUGAUGUUGAAGCAAAGGCCACUGCUCCUUCCAAGGAAAAAACAAAGGCCCCUUCUCCUUCUAAGCAAUCCGCUUCUCCAGAAGCUGCUUCUCCUUCUAAGAAUGCCGAUUCACCAACGGCUGAUUCUCCUCCUUCUGAUGCUCAGGCACCAUCACCAUCAUCUGUUGGGAAAUUGAAUGUUUCCUUUGGUUUGUUUGUUGUUUUGGCAUCUAUCAUUAUAGCUUAAUUGGAAUUUUUGCUGUGAUGAUCUCCAAGAUUCUUGGAUUGUAGAAAGAAAAAUAAGGGCUGAUAAAUCAUAUACAUACACAGAAAUCUAUAUUAUGAUUUUUUAAAUGCA
Capsicum annuum is the source of this 1058-nucleotide messenger RNA. RefSeq names its product fasciclin-like arabinogalactan protein 3. The record is from RefSeq and is a predicted model, not a curated record. Gene Ontology annotation, cellular component: plasma membrane. The coding region runs from base 126 to 947 and encodes 273 amino acids. The transcript has a single exon. Lineage: Eukaryota; Viridiplantae; Streptophyta; Magnoliopsida; Solanales; Solanaceae.